This is a messenger RNA of Ipomoea triloba (trilobed morning glory), 768 nucleotides long. RefSeq lists its product as uncharacterized. Bases 1 to 768 code for a protein of 255 amino acids. NCBI's taxonomy places the organism in Eukaryota, Viridiplantae, Streptophyta, Magnoliopsida, Solanales, Convolvulaceae. The record is from RefSeq and is a predicted model, not a curated record. The transcript has a single exon.
AUGGAAAAUCCCGUGUUGCCAGUAACCAACCUUGGGGAUGAGAACACCAUUGUUGUUGAAAACAAUAGCGGUGGGAACGACAACAAUGUUGCACAUUCCCAGGCACCAUUGAAUGUAGGUUCACAGGGCGGUGUCAACUCUGAAGGGUAUAUCCCCACGAUGAGGGUACCACCGGUACCAGGUGGUUCGGCCGAAAAGCCGGACAAGUUUACGGGGUCGUACUUUAAGAGGUGGCAGCAAAAGAUGUUGUUCUCCCUUACUACUCUUGGCUUGUCACUAUUCUUGAUCGAGAGGGUUCCUGAGUUGAAGGAACAAAACCCUCAGCCAAUGAUGGUAGUUGGGUAUUGGAAGGAUUCUGACUUCCUUUGCCGCAACUACAUACUGAAUGGGUUGUGCGACUCCCUUUACGAUGUUUAUCGUAAGAUUGACACAGCUAAGGCGCUAUGGGAAGCUUUGGAUCACAAGUACCGAAGUGAGGAUGUCGGGCCAAAGAAAUUUGUGGUUGGCCGGUUCCUUGACUUCAAAAUGGUGGAUUCAAAGACUGUGCUCAGUCAGGUUGAAGAUUUGCAAUUGAUCUUCGAUGGGAUCCGUGACGAGGGCAUGGUGAUAAGUGAAGCCUUCCAAGUGGCGUCCAUGAUCCACUUGUUGCCACCAGGAUGGAAGCACUUUAAGAACUACCUGAAGCACAAGCGGAAGGAAAUGAGCCUGGAGGACUUGAUCCAGCGACUCCGAGUUGAGGAGGGAAAUAUGAACAUUGAUGGGAAAUGA